ACACUGCAGAAAAUGUUGUGCUUUAACACUAAAAGCUAAAUAGUUAAUGGUAUUAAUUCAUAUAGUGUUUUCUAGUUAUACUGACCACUUAAACCACUUUACACUAAAGCCACAUUCACCCAGUUGCACUCACAAAUGCACACACACUCAUACACAGAUAUGCAGAAUGGGAGGUAACAUGAGGUUAGUGUCUUGCCCUCGGGGCACAUUGACAUGUGCCAGGAGGAAGCUGGAAUUCAACCCAAAACUUUGAGAUUGCAAGACAGCAACUCUACCAACUCAAAUAUGGCAUUACAAAACUUGUUUUCUGGUAUACAGAGUAUUCUGUAUGUAGACCAAAAAUGUCAGUUUCGGUCUCAUUUUCCAUCUUUGAUGUAUCCCCUACAUGGCUGGUGGCCAUAAAUUCGUGAGAUCCCCAAAGCGUGGGACUUCGUUUUACAAGCCUAAUCAGUUUUUAACUUCUCCACAACUUUGGUAAAUGGUAAUUUUACUCUCUUUGGCCUUCACAAAACAGCUGCAUUUAUUUGCAUUUGUUGUUUAAUGGAUAAUUCCACCACCACCUCACAUUUUCACUGCACACUUUUACUCAAAAUACAUUGGACCAAGAGCUUUUACCCUCACAUCCACACCUGCUGUGAUGGGGUCAUCUUUAUUUAUGAGUUAUCAUGCCAAAAUAUAAUAAUAUCAUAAAAAAAUCAAGGUGAGUAAAUCCCUUUGACCUUUAUCAUACUCUUAAUUUAUGCCGGUGUGAGAUAGGAAACUUGAUGGUAGCAUUUGGAAGCCUGUUUCCGAUAUGACUCGGAUAUCAUUAUUUGAGAGAGACAGAGAAGGGUAGAAGAGAAAGUUGGAGGAAGUGAGAGGCAGAAAAAACAGACAUUGUCAGGGAGACAGAAAGAGGCAGCAUACUGAGUUACACAGGGUGUUUUCUGUCUUUUCUCAGUGGACCAGAGAAGAUGCUAUCUAAAUUAUGUGUACUAGAUCGUAGAAACUUCUGCUUUAUCUUUGCUGUGUGCACUGGCAUUUGUGUGUUUGUUUUUGAAAAAGAAAAACUACAAUGGCCACAAUGAAAACCAAGAGCUAUUAUCAACUGAUUAUAAUAUUUUGGAGGUUUUAUCAUAUUCUGACCACAAACUUUUCUUUAAUGAUAUAAAAAAUACAAACAAAACAUUUAUUGAAUCUUUAUUUAUUCAAAUUUGUUCCACUGUGUUUUAAAUACAUCACCAAAUUACAAAACUCAUACUGCUAAACAGCAUAUUUAAGUUGUUACAGAACUUUAUGACCUUGUUUUUAUGUCUCUGACCCACAUGACAAGGGCCUCCCCUUGUGUCUGGUGUGUAAAACAGCAGGAGUAAAGGAUAUGAAAUUAUGCAACCUACUUUGAGGAAGUAGCAUUGCAUUUUUUGAAGACACCAUUUUGAAUGUAGGCGCUUCAAAAUGAGUUUUCAAAUUUUAUUAAGGAUUACCUCUUUAAUCCUAUUGGAAUGUGUCAGACACACAUCUGGUACCUCAGGAUGCUUACUGGAAAACACAACCUGUACUGACAUUCGUGUUGCUGAGGGAUUUAGAUUUAAACACCAAUGCCCAGAAGGCAGCGAGAUUUCUGUUGAAGCAACCGAUAAGACCCAUCUUGCCAUGGCCGAUUUACGCAAACAGUCUUUCAGUCAUGUGGCUGAUAUAGUGAAAAUGGACAACCAUUCAGUGAUCACAAAAACCUGCCAAGAUCUAAUCUUUACAUGCACAAUUGUUACUGAAAAUCUUGUCCACCUUGGAGAGAAGUGUGUGAACAUCAAAACCAGCAGUGCAUGGAAUGCUUCCUUAUUUCAACCAGAUGAUUUUAGUUUGAGGCCUGAAUACAUUGCAGCCAUCCCAAUCUUUGUUUUUUCUGCACUGCUCCUUAUCUCUUACUGUUGCUGGAAAAAAGAACAGGGGAAUCAACUGAAUGCAACGUAUUUGAGAUAUGUUAUCACCUGUUCCUGUUUCAGAAGGGUGAUUUUCCACAGCGUCCCUAGAAACCAAGAAGGAAGUGGAUUCCCAAUGGUUGGAACAAGAGAUUUAGCAGGACAGCACAACGGUGACAUCAGGAAUGGAAGAGAUCCACGUGGAAGUGGUGAAACCGACCAACACACACUUGAAAGCGUUAUCAGCUUCAGGAACAUGAGAGAAGAUCCAGGAGGCAUAAAUGGAACUGCAGGAAGAGAAAUUAAAAGGGAGCUGGAUGGUGGAGGGGCUGCUCCACAUCGUCAGGCUGAAGAACAGCCACUGCUGCCAGAUCAACGAGCUGCCAGCGAAGGUUUAGACAUGGCGGGUGAAGCUGUAGCUUUGGUGAACGAGCUUAGCAUCGACCAGGACCGAAUCAGCAGGUGCUCUGCUGCACCAGAUACUGACGUGGAGUCAAUACGUUGUGGAAAUCCAACAAGCAAAAUAUAAUAGAUAAUAAUGAUUUAUUAUAAUAAUACAUAUAAAUAUUAUAUUAUAUAUAUAAUAAUAAUAAUAAUAAUCACAGUCACUAUGUAAGACAUUUACUGACAUGUCCUUUAGGGUUAGCUUUUUGUCUUAAGACUAAUACUAAUAAGAAUAUUUCAGAAGUAUGAGUCAAUGGUCUUGAAAACAAAUUUAAAAACGUAAAUGGAAAUGUUUGGUUGUUUUGGUUCAGAUUUGGAAAUUAUUGCUAUUUGCAAACUAAGUGCAUCAACUAAAUGUACUUACAGCUUAGCUGUUUGAUAAGGCAAGUAUUACUCUAUUUUUUCUGUAUGAAAAUACUGACUGCUGAGCUUGACCAAAGGGGUGGGUGAACCACAUACAUGUCAGAAAUGUGCUGCAUACCUGUGAGGACUAAAGAAAAACAAAAUUACACUAUAUAAAGCUUAUUAUGAAUAUGUUUGCCUAAAAUAAAGGCAAUUUCUUUAUAAAUUAUGUACAUUAUGUAAUGUAUUACAGUUAAGCCCAACAUCAUUCCUCUGGCAGAUUUUUUCUCACUGGAAGUGAUAACAUUAUAGAACCAGAUUUCUGACUUAAAUCAUAGUUUCUGUGGAGGAAGCUAAAGAUUAGGAUGAUGGCAAGUAGUCCUCCCAACCUCAAAGACUUGGAGCUCAUAACCAAAGAUAAAUGAUCAAAAAAUCUGCAGAAAUUUGCAAAAAAAAGCUGGUCCGCAGUUAAAAAGUUACUGUUACUGUUACUUAUUUGUUACUGCUGUAAAGUCAAUAAGGAUGUUUCUGUUGAAUAAAUGAGAAGGGUUUAAAUAUUUUUUUACAGGGCAUUCUUUAACUAAAUGUAAAAGAAAAUAUCAAUUAUGAUUUUUAAAUUGAUAUUCUUUUUAUUUGUUAUAUUAUCUUUUGAGAGAUGUCUCGUUUCCUCUCAGAAAUAACAUUCUUGGUUGAAUGAAACAAGUAUUGUUUUAAAUCUAAAUCUGCCAGGAGAAUUAUUCUGGGUAAGAAUUCAUACAGUUAAGUCUGUAUUUUUUAGGAUUGCAACAAACUAAUUGUCAACAAUACUAUAAAUGUAUUCCUUUUAAAUUUGCUAAGCUUAUUUAUUUCCAUUUUCUUUUGCACAUAAUAUAAAUCUUAGUAUAUUUAACUAUUAUUACAGGAAAUGUUUGUGACAAAUUUACAGUUUUCAAGUUUUUACAAUAGUAAUAUUUUUUGGGAAACACACACGUGUGUAUACUUCAUGUCAAUCUAGUUCUUUGUAAGUUUUUUUUUUUCAUUUUAUUGUGACAGCAUGUUUAUAUUAUUGCUUUUAUUAAUCAAUCUGUUUUGUUGUAUCUAUAACUGCCUCAUAACUGUAAUCUCCUUUUGACUUUCAAAUCUCAAAUAAACGUAUUUUCCAAUGUA
Molecule: messenger RNA, 3830 nt
Organism: Girardinichthys multiradiatus
Lineage: Eukaryota; Metazoa; Chordata; Actinopteri; Cyprinodontiformes; Goodeidae
Exons: 13
Coding region: 1435-2427 (330 amino acids)
Source: RefSeq, a predicted model, not a curated record